AUGGCUAUAUUAGGGCAGUAUCAUGUGCUAGGAAAAUACAAAAAGAGGCUACCAGGGGAGCUGAUACUGAUUCAUGGGGAGUGUUUCACUUGUCUCGGCAGCCCUAAGAAGGCUAGAAGGCAAGGUGGCAUUAAUCACUGGAGGGUCUAGUGGCAUAGGAGAGUCCGCUGCUAGACUGUUCGCCAAACAUGGAGCCAAAGUGGUGAUUGCAGACGUUCAAGAUGAACUAGGCCACUCUGUUUGCGAAGAAUUGAAGAAUGAAUCAGCUUCAUUCGUCCACUGUGAUGUUACUCAAGAGAAAGAUGUUGAAAAUGCUGUUAACACAGCUGUUUCUAAGCAUGGAAAGCUGGACAUCAUGUUCAAUAAUGCAGGAGUAGUAGGCUCGCCAAAACCAAACAUACUUGACAACGACAAGGCUGAAUUUGAGAAGGUCAUUAGUGUUAACAUAGUGGGCGCUUUCUUAGGCACUAAGCACGCAGCCCGCGUAAUGAUCCCUGCUCGGCGAGGUAGCAUAAUCUCAACCGCUAGCGUUUGCGGAACAAUUGGAGGUGUUGCAUCCCAUGCCUACACAAGUUCAAAGCAUGGUGUGAUAGGGUUAAUGAGGAACACAGCUGUGGAGUUAGGGCAGCAUGGCAUCCGGGUAAAUUGCGUGUCGCCCUAUCUUGUUUCGACCCCAUUGGCGAAGGAUUUCUUUAAGCUGGAUGAUAAUAAAGUAAAUCGUGUUUACUCUAAUCUGAAAGAAGCAGUUCUGAAAGCAGAAGACGUUGCUGAGGCUGCUCUUUUUCUGGGGAGUGAUGAGUCCAAGUAUGUUAGUGGACAUAAUCUGAUUGUAGACGGGGGCUUCACCAUUGUUAAUCCAGGUUUUUGUAUGUUUCCACAAUCUAUUUGAAUCUGGAUUUAUGAUGAAAUUAAUGAUGAAGCCAUAAAUUUAAGCAAUAAGACAAGUCUUCUUUAAUUUGAUGAUUA
Molecule: messenger RNA, 966 nt
Organism: Populus euphratica (Euphrates poplar)
Lineage: Eukaryota; Viridiplantae; Streptophyta; Magnoliopsida; Malpighiales; Salicaceae
Product: secoisolariciresinol dehydrogenase-like
Exons: 2
Coding region: 74-889 (271 amino acids)
Molecular function (GO): oxidoreductase activity, acting on the CH-OH group of donors, NAD or NADP as acceptor
Source: RefSeq, a predicted model, not a curated record